Molecule: messenger RNA, 8844 nt
Organism: Harpia harpyja (harpy eagle)
Lineage: Eukaryota; Metazoa; Chordata; Aves; Accipitriformes; Accipitridae
Gene: ASXL2
Product: ASXL transcriptional regulator 2
Exons: 12
Coding region: 201-4496 (1431 amino acids)
Biological process (GO): positive regulation of transcription by RNA polymerase II; animal organ morphogenesis
Cellular component (GO): PR-DUB complex
Molecular function (GO): DNA binding; chromatin binding; peroxisome proliferator activated receptor binding
Source: RefSeq, a predicted model, not a curated record
GGGGCCCUUUACAGUAGGAUCCCAAUAUGGCAGCAGCAGCGGCGGCGGGCGCAGGGCCCGCCGCGGUCGGGGCUGUCCGCACCUAGGGCCGCCGCCCGCUCCGGCUCUCCCCCAUUCCUUCCGCCUCCCCUCCCGGGCGGACGGACCCUCUUCCCCUCCCAAGGGUACUUCGGAGUCAGCUGCGCCCCGUCGCGUCCGACAUGAGGGAGAAGGGCCGCAGGAAGAAGGGCAGGACCUGGGCAGAGGCCGCCCGGACGGUCCUGGAGAAAUAUCCGAAUACACCUAUGAGCCAUAAAGAGAUCCUUCAAGUUAUCCAGAAAGAAGGACUUAAAGAAAUCAGUGGGACUUCUCCUCUUGCAUGCCUGAAUGCUAUGUUACAUACAAACUCCCGAGGGGAAGAGGGCAUUUUCUAUAAGGUCCCGGGGCGCAUGGGAGUGUACACUCUGAAGAAGGACGUUCCAGAUGGGUUGAAGGAGCUCUCUGAUGGCUCAGAGGAGAGCAGCGAUGCCCAGUCCGACUCUCAGAGCUCUGAGAACAGCAGCAGCAGCAGCAGCAGCGAUGGGUGCAGUAACAAAGAUGGGAAGAAAAGCAGAUGGAAAAGGAAAGUGUCAUCUAGACUGUCACAGACAUCCUCCCCUCAGUCAGGCUGCCCGUCACCUUCCAUCCAGACAGGCAAAGUCAUCUCCUCAUCGCAGAAACACAGCAAGAAGGCACUCAAACAGGCCUUGAAACAGCAGCAGCAAAAGCAACAACAGCAGCAAUGCAGAGCAGGCAUGCCUGUGUCGGCUAAUCAGCACGUCCUUCUGAAGGCUGUCAAGGCAGCCAGUGACUCCACACCUGCAAAAUCUGCUUGGGAAGGAAAGCAGUCAGAUGGACAGUCAAGCAGCCCUCAGAACUCCACCUCCAGUUCCUCUCCUUCUGUUAAGCUUGAUAACUCCUUGCCAGGGCUGGGGAAGAAACCAUUCCAGAGAUCUGACAGGCUCCAUGCAAGGCAGCUGAAGAGAACAAAGUGUGCUGAAAUUGAUGUGGAAACUCCUGACUCCAUCCUUGUGAACACAAACCUGCGGGCACUGAUCAACAAGCAUACAUUCUCCGUUCUGCCUACAGAAUGCCAGCAGCGCCUGCUGCUGCUGCUGCCGGAGGUGGACAGGCAGGUUGGGGCAGAUGGUUUGAUGAAGCUGAGUGGCUCUGCACUCAACAACGAGUUCUUCACUUCAGCUGCCCAAGGCUGGAAGGAGAGGUUGUCAGAAGGUGAGUUUACACCAGAAAUGCAGCUAAGAAUAAGGCAAGAAAUAGAAAAGGAAAAGAAGGUCGAGCUGUGGAAGGAACACUUUUUUGAGAGCUACUAUGGUCAGAGUUCUGGGUUAAGUCCUGAAGAGUCCAAGAGACUGACAGCAAAUACCAGCUCUGCCGAGACAGAGACUGAAAAUCCAACAGCUGAACAGCCAAAAUGCACGCCAGCCUCUCUGGCACCACGCAAAGAGGAGAUUACUUCUCUGUUAGAGUCUAAAGCACAAGCAGUUCAGGAAGCACCAGCGAUGAAAAAAGGAGGAGAGGAAAGAAGAGAGGACAUGCAGCCAAAACCAGCCAAACCUGCAGAGGCCUCGGUUUCCCCAGAUGGGUGUGCAGUGAAACCUAGCGACCAUUCUCUCCCUAUAAAAGAGAGAGUCCAAGGAGAAUCCAUUCAAGAGAAGCCACAAACUGCCGCUAGUCAAAAGCCCGAAGAAGAGAGAAAGCACGCUGCAUCAAAGGAAGUGCUAGUGAAAGAGACUGUCAGUACCUCAGUUUUGGCCCCGAGUAAACCAAAGAGCCCUGAAGCAGGUGAAGUAGUAGCAAACGUGAAAAGUCCAGUGAUGACUCCAGAAACACCAGAAAAGAAGUCUCCUGUAAAUGAAGAGAUGGAAGUCAGUGUUGAAGCCCAUAAGAGGAAGUCGGAGUGUCGCGAAGAAGCUGUAACCACUCCUGAAAAAAAGCCACGCGUCAUGGAGAACUGUCAGCACCACCAGGCAUUUCGGACCCAGCCACAGUCCUUUCCUGCAGCGGGGACCCCGGUGCCACGGGUACCCCCACUCAAGAUUCCUGUUUCCAGAAUCUCCCCAAUGCCAUUUCCUGCGGGCCAGGUCUCUCCCAGGGCACGUUUCCCAAUCUCACUCACCAGUCCGGGAAGAACAGGGGCCAGAACUCUGGCAGACAUCAAGGCAAAAGCCCAGCAAGCCAAGGCUCAGAGGGCAGCAGCCGCUGCUGCCGCCGCCGCCGCCGCUGCUGCCGCCUCGACGGGGGGGGCUGUCCCAGGGCCUGGACCGGGCGGUGGUGGGGGCCCACCGGGCGGUGGAGGAGAGAAGAGUAACGCAGCAACGAGCGGAACCAACAAAACUGGAAUUCGAGGAAGUGCACUGGAACUGGCAGGAACUGGAAGCGGGGGAAGUUCGAGAGGGUUUCUUCCCCAUUGUCCAGGGACCCAUACCCAAAUGGACACCCAGGCCACGGACCAGGCACCACCUCACAAUCCUUCUAGAGCACAACUACAGCAAACUUCCACACUGCAGUCCAGAACUCCAGCCAGCAAUACAGGCACCAGCUCCUCCUCAUCAGCGGUAUCGGCAUUAGAGAAAACCAACAGAAUAAAGCAGAGCCCCCCCAGUAUGACUGUAAAUCAGGUUUCAGGCUCCCCAUAUGCUGGUAGCAGUGACAAACAAGAGAAAGCACCUUCGGCUCCAGCAGGUCCAAGCCAGGCCUGUGGGGCACCAGCUGUCAGGGAUGGAACAGUCUGCGUCAUGGUGUCCACAGCAGAUCCCAGCACAAAUGUAACUAAGGUAGCACCUACAGCCUUAGGAGGGACCAGCUUAGAUGUUUCUAAAAGCAAAUCUCUUUCCCCUCUGACGUCUUCACUAACAUCCGUGAGCUCAGAAGCCCAGGCUGGAGGUGUGGUCGCAUCUGCUACAUCUGUCCCACCCUCUAGCACUUCGUCAGCAGCGCCUAGCCUUAAAACUCAUGCAAGUUCAGGCUCAAGUGGGGCCCUCCCAAAACCAAGCUCCAGUAUUCCUGCUAACAACCCUUUGGUCACCCAACUUCUUCAAGGCAAGAACGUCCCUCUGGAGCAAAUCCUGCCGAAGCCUCUCACCAAAGCGGAGAUGAAAACUGUCCCAUUAGCUUCUCAUGAAGAAAAAGGGGCAGCAGCAGCAUCCAGUGCUACAAGUGUAGCAGGGAACGGUGCUGGAGCCGAGGGCGGUGAAAGACAGUCAAGUUUACCCACACAACAGCUUGGGAAGAUCUUUUGCCAGAACAGGCCUCUGCCUCACAUUCCAAGGACCUUUCCACUCCCCUCGGGAAAGGACUCCAGUCGUGACCAGCACCAGUGCCACGAGGCACUCAGCAAAACAACCCAAGAGCAGAUCCUUCAGACUCUUAUCAAGAGGGUCCAGAGGCAGAAUUUGUUGCCAGUCCUUCAGCCUUCACAACUGAACCUCACUCACUCAGGUUUCCAGUUAGAAAACAGCUCCACCAGCCAGAGAUUUAUGCUGGGUUUCAUGGGCAGAAGGACAUCCAAGCCUGCUAUGUCUGGUCAUUAUCUGCUCAACAUUUCCACCUAUGGUCGUGGUUCAGAGAGUUUGAGGAGAGGCUUCUCCUUGAACCCUGAAAACCGCUUGUGUCUGAACAGUCCUGCUGAUGCUCCAAAAACAGAAUUUGGGGAAUGUGAGGAGAUAGCUGGCCAUGGCAGCAGCAGCGAUGAAGGAGAUGCAGAUGAUGAGAGUACUGGUGAUGAACGUGAGCGUAUCAGUGUAAAAGAGGAGCCCCAGGCUGCCCAGGCUUCUGGUCAGUGUGAAAAAGAGCAGGUAUCACAUAGCAUAAAUUCUUCGGAUUACAGCACCCUUCCUAAAAAGGGUGUAAAGACAGAAGCAGCCACGUCUCAGCAAGCAGCAGUCAACAAGGAGAACGUUCAGGCAUUUGACGGAACUACGCUAGCACGAGAUUUUAUUCAAGCCGCUCAAGAGCAAAUGGCACAUGCAAUGAGGGGGAAAAUGCACAGCAAUCCGGAGCUUUUCAGUACUUCUGUACCGUCCUCGGACUCUGCGCAGCAGCAGCCUCCACUGCUUUCUCCUUCACACCCUGCAAAGCUAUCUGGAAAUGCUGCAGCACAGCUCAUUGGGCCCAGUUACAGUGGCACAAUAAAUGUCUCCACCUCCCCAGACGUGAACCAAGGGUCUCUUAUGACUGGGCUGUCUGAAUGCAAUCAGUUGUCCAGUAGCAUGGGGAACGUCAUGUCCUUUUCUGUGACUGUAACCACCAUUCCCACCAGCCAAGCUAUGAACUCUGGCAACCACACUCAGACCAUCCCCGUUCAAGCCUUCACUGAAGACAACAGCAUGGAGGAUUCCCCUUCCAAAUGUUACUGCAGGUUGAAAGCCAUGAUCAUGUGCAAGGGCUGCGGUGCCUUCUGCCAUGAUGAUUGCAUUGGCCCCUCUAAGCUCUGUGUCUCCUGCCUCGUUGUGCGGUAACCGGGACGGGAAGUGGGGAAGAGGAUGGCUUGUUGUUGGUUUUGCUUUCGGAAGUACAUUGGGAAGAAACAGGAAAUUUACUGCCUUGCACAAGAGACACGUUACUGAAUCAGGAAUACAGAGUAGAGUUCUUCUUUCAUUAAAGAAAGAGCACCUUCUUGUACAGUGAGUCUAAAUUGAGCUCAACUACGUGAAUUGUGACAAGAGUUUGCACUUAAGGAAUUAUGUAAAUAUGUCACAUUAUUUUGUUUAAAAGUAUUUUUUCAAUCUUUUAGGAGAUAGUGUUUGACUUGUACUGCAGUUUCAUUAACCCCAGCCUGCUAUCCAGCAUGUUUGCUGAGCUCUGCUCUAGAUGGGGGAACAAACCCCCGGCAAAACCUUAGCCUGUUGUUGGUCUUCUCUUGGCAAAGAGAAGAACUGGAUAAUCAAGAAACAAAAUGUUUGUACUGACUGAUCACAGAGCACCGAAGCAGGAGCCCCUGAGUGGGCUCACUUUGUUGCUCUGAAUUUUAGUUCAAAUUUUUCAGAAUUGGAAGGCAUUACCAUUGUACCAGCCUUUCAAGUAAUUGCCUUUCACUUGUGACCAGGCUGUUUCCAGAAGGCAUACUGGGUUGUGCAAUAUUGGCUGGUGGUUUUGAUUUGCAUAUCCUCUCCCCUUCAAGGAGUCAGUUGCAGUAACCUUGUUUUAAGGAAGGUAGUGUCUUGAUUUGCUACUGGUAAAUACUGAAAAGGGCAACUGUACUAACCAUAGGAUUCAAGAAUUUAAAUCACUAAAACAACUCAGUAACCAUGAUUAUCAGUAAUCCCAAGAACCAUUUAAAGCAGAGAUCACAAAUACGUGCUGAACUGCAUUUCAUUUCUGGACUGUCAGGACUCAGCAGAAAUCUGCUUUCUUAGGCAUUUCGAGUGAGCUGGAAAGUGCCAUCCCACAGUCAUGAACCAUCAGCUGUUACGGCACAUGAUGCAAGUGAAGUGCGCUAAGUGUCACCCUCGGUCCUGCUGUUUUCUAGGAAGCUUACUGUGCUCAUUCAAACCUCCACAAUAGUCAGACGUCUCUAAUUUCUAUAGAAGAUUUUAUAUUUAGCUAAGUGUAGGGAAAGAAAAACAAGUGUCUUGUUGGGCCUCACCGUUAGCCUGCUGUGGGUGUCUCUUUGUGUUUUAAAAUACCAAAUCAGGCUUGACUCAGCUUGGAUUUUGCUCAGUUGAGGUCCGGGGUUGCGUUGGGGCUGGGAAAGAUGGGCGGGGGUGCGGGGGGAAGGGGGCUGCGCCGCACCCCUCAUACCUGAUGGUGGGACACAGCUGGUGAUGCUCAUCCUCACUUUCGGUGUUCACAAAUUCAUUCCCUCUGAUUAAUCUAAAUUAAAGCAGUUACAAUAUGGUACUCUGUUCUCAACAAGAAGAAUUGACGACAGGCUGGCUAAUGAAGCACAUGCCAAUCUGCGUUUUGAUGUAUUGCAACAUGUCCGCAUCACAUCCAGGAUCUGUAUGUUGUUUCUCUUCCAAAACAAAGAACAUCAGGUUCACUAAUCAUGUCCAGUCCCAUGUUGUUGCUGUUCGGGGCGGGUGGGGGGCCAUACUGCAUCUUGGUCAGGUAACAGAUCUAUGUAUCUUUUUGAUGGAAAAGCACUGAAUUCACUUUUAAUCCAAAGGCCUUUUUAAGAUGAAGCAAUAUUAACAAAAUAGGUGGGACAGCUGUUUUGUGAGCUGGGGUCCUCAGCCUUUUUUUCUUUCCAUUUGACUAUACUACUGCUUUCCCCUUUCCCUUCUCCCUCGCCUGGGAACCCAGCAUGCUGUUGGUAAAGAUCAGAAAUAAUUGCCUGUGAAGCAGUGUGUUUUUCCAAGGAGUGGGUGGUGAUUUAUUUGGUAAUGUUAAAGAAAAGAGAGUUGCAGACUUAAUCAUGUCGUAACAGAAACGUUUCCUUCCCUGUCCAGCAGAGCAUGGCAUCCUCCGGAGCAGGAUUAGUGGGUGUGAGUUAGCAAGAGCUGCAGUGUAUCUUGGUCUGUUUUGCUCAUCUUAAAUUUACUGGGGAGCAGUGACUCCUGAUUUCUAGGUAUCACUGCUUAGACAUCCAGUGGCAAAGAGGAUUUAAGUAUUAGAAAUAAAGUUGCCAUUUUUUUAAUCGAAAACUGAAAUCUCAAAAAACCCCAAAACCCUACACAAAAAUUACUCCCAGGUUUUUUUGUCACGCUGCACACACGGUGGUGGUGGUCAUAGCCCAAGGAAUAGCCACUGGACUGUACGUGUUCCCACCGCCACCUGCGUGCAUGCACAUGCAGACCAGCAAACAUGGGUUGGCUUCUCCCCUUGCAGCCCCAGAUGCUGUAAUGGGGAUAAUCUUGUUCCCUGGGGCGACUUGUACAUCAGCACUGAUUCGGACAGCAGCCCAUCACUGCCUGCUUCCAUCUCUUGUGCUGUAAGAGGAAUUUCUGCCAGUUUUAAAAAUCUUGGGGCGCAGUGUAGAAUGGUUUCAGGCCAGGUGCCCUGGGGAGUUGAGUACUGAGAGCGGGGUCUGUCUGUUCCUUAUUAACUCAAGCCUUGUCUAGACACGAAAGAAGUUACAGCAGUGUAAUCCUCAGAACGACACAUUCAUUCCUGUCUAAGACAGAUCCCCCAGUAUAAUCCAAUUUAAAGAUUGUGGCUAGCUACAAACUAAACUGGAAAAAGUAAUUCUUGCCUCAACUAAGAGUAAAGAGGUUUUGCUGGCAUAAUUGGAUCAAUUCUGUUCACACCUUGACUUUUAUCAGUGUAAUUGUUCUAGGCUGACAAGGCUGCUUAAGAGGGGGAAGGAGAAGAUGAGGAGGGAGCAGCAGGCUGUGAUCUGUCAGCUUGCUCUUAGCCCUCAUGGGCUUUUCAGCCUGCUGCAGCUGCUGCUUGGAAAGGCUGUUCCAUUGCUCCUCUCAGCAUUUUCCAAACCAGUCACUGACCCUGGCUGUGGUUCCAGCUUGUUCCUCUCUUUGAAUUUUACAAGCAUUCUCUGUAGUGCAUGGGUUCGGUUUUUUGUGCCACAGACACCUCUUGUGAGUCUACUCUGGAAGUGCAAGAAGCUGCUGUUUCACGCGUAGUCCUGCAGGAAAGGCGCUGGCCUGGCCGUUGCUGUCCCGGGUUGGGAUGUACAGUGACCACAAGGAUCUCCGUGGCUCCGGACAUGUAUUGGGCAGUGUAGGCAUCUUGUGUGAUGACUUGGAAGUUUACAACUGUUCAGUGCCUUAGUUAUAUUUUAACGGAUCAGCACUUUUCUUGGGCUACUUUUAUUCUAUUUAAGAAAAUAAAUUCUUUUAACUGCAUGUCUUUGAUUUUAACAUAUGCUAUGAGCUACUAGGUGCAACUUGAUGGAAGAAUCUCCACAGGUUUGCAAGAGGGCAUUAAGUAGUUAGGAAAUCAUUAGAAAUAAUGGGACUCGGUGUAAUAAUCACUGUAAGUACAGGUUGACAUAAAACCUUGAAAGUUUUGCAUGUUUUACAGUGCUGGUUAUUGAAUAAAGUAUUUUAGAAGGGGGAAAUCCUGCAGCCUGUAUAGGAGUGUUCCCUACAUGGGAUCAGCCUGCUGCUGCCUUACUGCUGAGGCUCUUCCCGGCAGACUCCAUUCUUCCCAUCAUCUGACCUUCCCUCUCUUCCUUCCAGCAAGAUAAUAAACCUGCCUUCACACUGGAUUUACAAAUAUAAGGUGUGUUGUGACAUAGUUUAAAGCAUUAGACUUUGGUUCCCCAGGUAUUAAAUUAAUAGAACUAUAGUAAAUGCUGUCAAAAAAAAUCUGAGAUAAAAUGUUUUCGAAGCCUAAUGUCAAACUAUAUUUGUGAUAGUAAAAGCAACUUGAGUAAGAAAAGAUAUUCAGAUUUAAAUUUUCCCUUUCAGGCCACAUCCAAGUCCUGCAGCAUGAGAACCAGAAAUACAGACUGAUCAAUGGAAUUUAACUUUCCAGUACAAAAAAAACCCAGGUACAAGUUGUUGCAAUGGAGGAGCAAAUGCAGUGCUGUAAAUGAGUUUGGGUUUUGAGAUAGAUUGGUAGCACAGGGAAGGAAUGUUGUGUGAAAUUUUAAUGUCCCUUCUUAAAUCAAGAGGAAAGACCAAGAUGCUUAACAGUUACGCUGGUCCGCGGAGUUGUAUCUUUUUUAUGGUAGUAAUAACUAGCUGGUGGGGCAGCAAGUUCCUGGUCAUGUCAUUAACAGCCAGGAGGUAUCCUCAGGUCGUUACUUCUGAUGGGUGUCGUUCAUGCUGCUACAGAGGCAGCAAAGACCAUCCUGGAGCUGGUUCCUACCCGGCCUGCACGCAGCGGUAGAUUGGAGUGGGACUCGGGCUUCUCUCUGCUGGGGAGGCUCAGUCUGACAGUUCGUCUGAACCCCUCGAAAGC